Rhagoletis pomonella (apple maggot) is the source of this 477-nucleotide messenger RNA. RefSeq lists its product as uncharacterized. Lineage: Eukaryota; Metazoa; Arthropoda; Insecta; Diptera; Tephritidae. The coding region runs from base 1 to 477 and encodes 158 amino acids. The transcript has a single exon. The record is from RefSeq and is a predicted model, not a curated record.
AUGGAGCACACGAAGUCAUGCGAGAUAACAUCUAAUGGCAAAUACUUCUCGUUCUACUUGCCACAUCAUGCGGUCGUCAAACCAGAUAAGGUGACCACCAAAGUUCGCGUGGUAUUCAACGCCUCACAAACAUCUGGUUCAAGAAAAUCCCAGAAUGACGUGUUGCGCACUGGUCCCACACUCCAACCAGAUCUCAUGUUUCUCAUGCUGCAGUGGCGAACGCACAGAUUCGUGUUCAACGGAGACAUUGAAAAAAUGUAUCGUCAAAUACUCAUCCAUGAUUAUAAUCUUAAAACCGUAACUUUCGGUGUUAAUUGUGCACCAUACAUCGCUAUCCGUACCUUGCAUCAAUUAGCAGAUGACACGAUAGCGAUGUUUCCUUGGCUACCACCAUACUUAAAACCGAAAUGUAUGUGGGUGACAUCCUAUCCUGAAGUCAUGAUAUUGACAACGCCAAUGAAUCACUUGUUCAAGUGA